UUAAUUUUUCUGUUAAUAGUUAUAAAUGAGCUUGGAUGUUUUAAUCUUACCAAAUACAAAGUGGAUCUGAUGUCAAGAAGUGAAAAGCUUGGAAGGGACCAGUGUUUUACCCACUGCAGGGCGCUAUCUUCUCCACAAUAUGCUGUGCAUCGAAACAGAUCCGACUGCUCAUGUAUCAACCAAUCAGAACUUAAUGUUUCCAGUCUUCAUCAAGAUCGUGAUAUUUGUAAUGAAGCACUUGUCCCAACCGAGUACUGGGCACCUCUCUUCGAUUUAACUAAUGGUUUCUGUGGCGAUCCCCCUGAAAUCGAAAACGGAUCUUGGUAUAACACAAUGAAUGGAUUCCUAUACGGCACAACGAUCACCGCUAAGUGUGAUGAAAACUAUGAGCUUAUUGAUGGAGAUGGGAGGAUGCGAUGUGAGGAGAGCUCUACAAAUCAAGAUUUUGAAUGGCAUGGAAACAUUCCAUCUUGCCGAAUGAGGAAUACUGGUAAGUAA
Lytechinus pictus (painted urchin) is the source of this 498-nucleotide messenger RNA. RefSeq lists its product as uncharacterized. The transcript has 2 exons. Lineage: Eukaryota; Metazoa; Echinodermata; Echinoidea; Temnopleuroida; Toxopneustidae. The annotation marks the transcript as partial. The record is from RefSeq and is a predicted model, not a curated record.